UCCUGCAGCAAGAAUACUACUACUACUGCUAAUAAUAAUAAAAUAAAAUCUCAAAGAGACUAUGUCUUUUGUCGCCAUGACAUACUGCCAGGGAUCCUGGUGCCUGCUGCCCUUGCUUCUGCUGUUCACAAUCUGGGAGGCAGGGAGCGGCCAGCUCCACUACUCCGUCCCCGAGGAGGCCAAACACGGAACCUUCGUGGGCCGCAUCGCUCAGGACCUGGGGCUAGAGCUGGCGGAGCUGGUGCCCCGCCUGUUCAGGGUGGCGUCCAAGGACCGCGGGGACCUUCUGGAGGUAAAUCUGCAGAAUGGCAUUUUGUUUGUGAAUUCUCGGAUCGACCGGGAGGCGUUGUGCGGGCGGAGCUUGGAGUGUAGCAUCCACCUGGAGGUGAUCGUGGACCGGCCGCUGCAGGUUUUCCACGUGGAGGUGGAGGUGAGGGACAUUAACGACAAUCCGCCCGUGUUUCCUCUUAGAGAACAAAAGCUGCUGAUUUAUGAAUCCAAGCAACCAGACUCGCGUUUUCCGCUAGAGGGAGCAUCUGAUGCCGACAUAGGGGAGAAUGCUGUAUUGGUCUAUAGAUUAAGUCAAAACGAGUAUUUUUCUUUAGAAUCACCUACAAAUAGCAAGCAGACUAAAAGACCGUCACUUAUAUUAAAGAAGACGCUGGAUCGGGAGAAAACCCCGGAACUUAAUUUGCUACUGACAGCCUCAGAUGGGGGAAAGCCGGAACUCACUGGUACAGUUCAGCUUUGGGUUCGUGUUUUAGAUGUUAACGACAAUGACCCGGAGUUCGAUCAUUUAGAAUACAAGGUAAGAAUAAUGGAAAAUGCUGCCAACGAAACUCUUGUCAUAAAGUUAAACGCCACAGAUCAAGACGAAGGUGUGAACGGGCAACUGGAGUACUCUUUGAUGUCAAUCAAGCCCAGUGGAAGGUCUUUAUUUACACUAGAUGAAAACAACGGAGAAUUGAGGGUCAACGGAACUUUAGAUUAUGAAGCAAACAAGUUUUAUGAAAUUGAAGUGUUGGCUACGGAUAAGGGGAACCCCCCAAUGGUAGGUCACUGUACGGUCUCGGUAGAAAUCUUAGACAUCAAUGACAAUGCCCCUGAAGUGACACUGACUUCCCUGUCCCUCCCAGUAAGAGAGGAUGCUCAGCCAAACACAGUCAUUGCUUUGAUUAGCGUAUCCGACCUUGACUCUGGAGUCAACGGCCAAGUGACCUGCUCUCUCACACCCAAUGUACCCUUCAAGAUCGUAUCUACCUUUAAGAACUAUUAUUCCCUGGUAUUGGAUAGCAGCCUGGACCGCGAGAGGGUGCCAGCCUAUGAUUUGCUUGUGACAGCCCGGGAUGGGGGCUCACCCUCACUGUGGACCACUGCUAUAGAUAGGGUAGAGGUAAUAGAAAUCCAUGAAGGUGUGAGCAGGCACAUCUACCGUAAAUGA
This is a messenger RNA of Alexandromys fortis (reed vole), 1441 nucleotides long. RefSeq names its product protocadherin alpha-11-like. Gene Ontology annotation, cellular component: plasma membrane. Gene Ontology annotation, biological process: homophilic cell-cell adhesion. The coding region runs from base 62 to 1441 and encodes 459 amino acids. The record is from RefSeq and is a predicted model, not a curated record. The transcript is spliced from 2 exons. NCBI's taxonomy places the organism in Eukaryota, Metazoa, Chordata, Mammalia, Rodentia, Cricetidae. Gene Ontology annotation, molecular function: calcium ion binding.